AUGUCUUUACUAACAUUUCGUGUCAACGUAGCUCAAGCUUUGCUUCAAUGUAAUCCACCAUCAUCACCAACAGUCAAACGUGGUCGUCCAUCAUUAAAAUCAAUAAUAAGUGACCAAACAUCUCCGAAAUCAUCUAGAGCUACACCAAAUCCACUACCAUCAAAAGAUAUUCGAAUGGAUAGAUUUGACCAUUGGCCGAUUCACAUAGAUAAAGGCCGCUGUCGAAAUCCUGAUUGUACUCGUCAGACACGAAUAUCAUGUUCAAAAUUAGCCGGCCGGAAAGGGUUAAAAGAAAAUACAUCUUAUUCAGAAAAUAAAAUAUAA
Molecule: messenger RNA, 324 nt
Organism: Rotaria sordida
Lineage: Eukaryota; Metazoa; Rotifera; Eurotatoria; Philodinida; Philodinidae
Source: the annotation of a GenBank genome assembly